AUGGCUGCUGCGGCUGUCGUCUCUGCGCUCGUCGGUGCAGCCGGGCCGGCUUCCGCCGGCGGCUCCUGAGGGCUUGGCCGGGGGGUCGCGGACGGGCCGGGCGGGAGCCCUGGAAGCCCUGUGGCGCGCCGAUUAAGGAAAACCUAUAUCCUGCUUCUUUCUGUAAGCAGCAUCUAAUUGUGCAGAAGAUCAGUCAUGCAGCCGCCGCCACAGGCAGCCCCGUCAGGCAUGGUUGGGCCUCCUCCAGCUGGGACUCCUCAGAGCAUGUUCUGGUCCAACAGACCGUAUAGGAGACAGGCAAAUAAUAAUGCACCCGUAACUCCGAUCACCUGCCCGCUGCAGCCGGUGACGGAUCCGUUUGCUUUUAGUAGACAGGCGCUACAAAGUUCAUCCUUGGGUAGUUCGUCCAAAAGCAGCCCACCCCUUCCGCAAGGCCCGGCCCCUCCAACGUUCCUUCAGCACCCUGGUCUGUCUGUGGCUCACACGAAUGCUGGGGAUACUCCCCAAGGACCGAUGUCGCAGCCCAGAGCAGAUGGCAGUCUGUUUUCCGGUGUGCUGACCCCUUCAGCACCAUCAGAUCCCGAGGAGAACAGGAGUACCGCAGUGGUUCCCAGCUCAGAACCUGAAACUCAGACUCUGCCACAUCCUCAGUACGUUCCAGGAGCGGGUGUGGACAGCUCUCAUGGGGGCCAUCCGCACACGAACAUGCUUGGGCCCGAUAGGCCCCUGAGUAGGCAGAACCCACACGACAGUGCCACGGCAUCAGCACCAUCCCCUUUCUUCCCUCAGCCUCGUCAGCAAAUGCCAGGGCAGUGGGGACCAGGGCAGGGAGGCGCACAACCCUCAGGUCAACAUUAUUGGCCCCGCCCAGAAGGACCUAUUCAGAAUGCGCUGCCCCACGCCUCCAGCGUUUCUCACUUCCCUGCUCAGUCUACCCUGCAUCAUGGUCCCAGCCACGAGCAGCUCAACCCACUGGUGUCUUUGCCAGGACCCUUAGCCAGUGAUGGAAGCAACGAGGCAGCCUGCCUGCAAAGUGGAAACCGUUCAUCAAAUAACUUUGAUCCUGAAAAUGUGUUCAGGCAAAAUUCUAAAGCUGGGAAUACUCGGGCGAGCCAGGAGCUCAGGCCAAAUCCAGGAGUGAACAAAGAGCAGUUGCCGGACCUUGCUCUCGGUAAUCCCCUCACUCAGGGUAAUAGCCCAGAAAGCCAUUUGCACUGCCCCCCAGGGGCCGGGACCAGCCGAGCCGUGUCAGAAGUGGACUCCGGGGCUCUCUCUAUGUUUUUCCAAGGAGGGGAGACAGAAAAUGAGGAGAACCUCUCAUCCGAAAACACCGGCUCUGCUGGUCGAUCUGACUUUGGUGGCUUCUCCCCCAGCCCCGCACUUGGUCACCCUCCUGCACACGUGGGAGCAGGCGGCAUCUACCAGGCCUUUCCCAGAGGUUCCAACACAAGUGCUCCUGUGACCACGUGGGGCGGUGCACCCGGCACAGGGGUGCACACGACCAGCAGCUCACAGUCUGAGAAUGUAGAAGACCUUGAAUUCAUUCAGAAUCAGGAAGUUCUGCCAAGUGAGCCUCAGAGUUUGGACCUUUCCUCCCCCAGCGAUCAGGUCAGAUAUGGGCCCUUGUCCGGGCCAGCCGUUCCCAGGCUUGGCAUUGUGGGCCACUCUGGGGGUGGGGGCCCAAAUCUCGAGGCCCCAGAUUCAGCGCCGCACCCCGUGCAGUCUGAUGGUGUGUCAUCCGGUUACAGCGGCAAGAGCCACAGGAAUCUCCCGAGUGUAGCCAGGCCCCAAGAUGUAGGCACUUUCAUUCAGCAAGAAGUUGGAAAACCUGAAGAUGAGUCUCCAGGGAGUUUUUUUAAGCAAAUUGAUUCUUCUCCUGUGGGAGGAGAGACAGACGACACCACUGGGAACCAGAGUCACCACGGCAGCCUGUCCCAGCCCUCAACCCCAAGCCCCCCAAAACCCACUGGAAUAUUUCAGACAAGUGCAAAUAGUUCUUUUGAACCAGUGAAAUCCCACUUAGUUGGAGUCAAACCCAUCGAGGCCGAUCGCGCCAACAUGGUGGGUGAGGUGAGAGGGGCCGUUGCCCACCAGAAGCAGCGCAAACCCGCUGCUGCCCCACCUGACACCUCCCCCGGCAACCUGGAGCAGCCCCCGGACAACAUGGAGACCCUGUUCACGCUCCAGGCCUGUUCUCCCCCCUUUUCUGUACCUGCAGAGCCGGGGCACGGGCUCAUGCACACCGGGGGACCAUCCCUGGAAAUUCUGCCCCUGGCAGCCGAGAAAAGGCCUUUGGCCAGAGCCCAGGGGGUUGUGAAGUGUGAGAGCCCAGUGACGACGUUGUGGGCGCAGAACGAGUUGCCAGAUUUUGGAGGCAACGUCCUUCUAGCUCCAGCUGCUCCUGCGCUGCACGUGCCUGUGAAACCGCAGCCGUCGGAAGUGAUUCAGCCUCCGGAGGAGGGCGUAUCCGCUCUGCAGGCCCGGCAACCAGGCUCCAGCCUUCUGCGGAGUGGGGACAGCACUGGUGCUUCUGAGAACCUCGAGAACCCUCCCAAGAUGGGAGAAGAGGAGGCCCUCCCGUCCCAGGCAAGUUCUGGCUAUGCCAGUCUCUUAUCCUCGCCGCCCACUGAAUCUUUGCAGAACCCACCAGUCUUGAUUGCCCAGCCUGAUCGAAGCUAUAAUUUGGCUCAGCCCAUUAAUUUUUCUGUGUCCUUACCGAGUCCUAAUGAGAAGAAUCAGCCCUGGAGAGAUGCUUUGGUCGGGGAUAAACCCUUGGCAAGCAGCUGGGCUCUGGGGGGGGACUCUGGAGACAGCGCCCCUGUGUCUGGGAACACAGCCGGCCCUCUCACCCGCUUGCCUUUGCCUAACAGUUUUGCGCACAGUGGUUUUCCACAAGUUCCUGGUACUUCAGAAGUAGCUUCUAAUCAACCUGCUACUUUGCUGGUUCAGCCACCACCUCAUCCAGUUCCAAAGAACUUGGCUUCAGAAGGCCAAAAUACUGACAACGCAGAGAACGGUCUUCCCGAGUUGGUUAGUGGCCCUGCUGGAAGCACAGGCGUGACGUUGGUGCCGCCUGCGAACGCUGCCGCAGCACCUGCUGGUCAUAAGGCAGAUCGCGCCAGUCAGCGGGAAGAAACUUCUGGAGCCCUAGACUUCACACCCAGUAGGACUUUGGAAAGUCCUCUAAGAAUGUGUAGCCCACCCCAUUCUGACAGCUCCGCGUGGCAGCACGCCGCCGGCAGUCAGCCGAGGCCACCUGGGCCAGGGCCGCGUAACUCAGACCGUUUCUACCAACAGGUGAUGAAAGACACACAGGACCAGCGUGGCCUCGAGAGAGCCCAGCAGGAGCCAGCACCGCCUCCUCCACAAGGGCCCAAACCGACAUGUUCAGAACCUUCAGACCCGGGAAGUCCACCUGUGCAGGGACAGCCCCAAAACUCGGUCCCACCACCCCCAAGUCCAGCUCCGGCUGACACAGGUCAGCCGCUGCCACCCCGGCCGCCUCGGUCCUCCAGUGCAUCGGUCGCAUCCGCCAGCUCGAGCCAGGCAGCCGUGCGGUCGGACCAGCCCUGGCUGCAGCCGCCGCCUCCAGACUUGGCGUCCUACUACUGUUACAGACCGCCGUACGACGGCUACCAGUCCCAUUACCCCUCGCCGUACCCGCCGGAGCCUGGCGCGGCCCCCCUCUAUUACCAGGACAUCUACGGCCUGUAUGAGCCCAGGUACAGGUCCUACGACAGCACGGCGUCUGCCUAUGCUGAGAACUACCGCUACUCCGAGCCCGAGCGACCCAGCUCCCGAGCAAGUCUCUGCUCAGACCGGCCGCCUGCCAGGCAAGGGUACCUCGAAGGUUACUACGAUUCCAAAAGCGGAUGGAGCAGCCAGAGUGACCACUAUGCGGACUACUACUCCGGCCAGUACGAGUAUGGAGACCCAGGUCGCUGGGACCGGUACCACUAUGGUUCCAGAUUCAGGGAUCCCCGCACCUGUGACCGGAGGUAUUGGUAUGACGCUGAAUACGAUGCAUACAGGAAAGAGAACUAUGCUUACGUCGACAGGUCCGAGAGGUACGAUGACCCCUGGAGGUACGACCCUCGCUUCACGGGCAGUUUUGACGACGACCCCGAGCCCCACAGGGAUCCUUAUGGGGAAGAGGCGGACAGGCGCAGCGUGCACAGCGAGCGCUCGGCCCAGAGCCUGCGCAGUAGCUUCAGCUCCCACUCGCGUCAGAGUCAGAUUUACAGAAAUCACAGUGUGGCUGCCGCUCCCUAUGAGGUCCCACCUCCUCCCGGCUCCUUGCCUGGCGAUUAUGCCUACGGCGCCUACGGCAGCAAUUUUGGCAGUGCCCAGGGCUUCCCGGAGUACGGCUAUGCUGCCGAAGCGGGCUGGCCCACCACAGAGCAAGCUCCUUCGAGACCAACUUCUCCGGAGAAGUUCUCAGUGCCUCACGUCUGUGCCAGGUUCGGGCCUGGGGGUCAGCUCAUCAAAGUGAUCCCGAAUCUGCCCUCGGAAGGACAGCCUGCAUUGGUUGAAAUUCACAGCAUGGAGACCUUGCUGCAGCACACGCCGGAGCAGGAGGAGCUGCGCUCAUUCCCGGGCCCGCUCGGCAAGGAUGAUACCCAUAAAGCGGAUGUUAUUAACUUUGCACAGAGCAAAGCAACAAACUGUUUGCAGAACCAGAGUUUAAUUGACAAAGAGUCUGCGAGUCUCCUUUGGAAUUUCAUUGUUCUCUUGUGCAGACAGAACGGGACCGUGGUGGGAACAGACCUCGCUGAGCUUUUGUUACGAGACCACAAAACCGUGUGGCUUCCUGGGAAGUCACCCAACGAGGCCAACCUGAUUGAUUUUACUAACGAGGCUGUGGAGCAGGUAGAGGAAGAGGAGUCCGGGGAGGCCCAGCUCUCGUUUCUCACCGACAACCAGGCUGCUGGCAGCAACACCCUCGAGAAGGAGACGGAGAGAUUCCGGGAGCUGCUGCUGUACGGCCGCAAGAAGGAUGCUUUAGAGUCUGCGAUGAAAAAUGCCUUAUGGGGUCACGCUCUGCUGCUUGCAAGUAAGAUGGACAGCCGGACACACGCCCGCGUCAUGACCAGGUUCGCCAACAGUCUUCCAAUCAAUGACCCUUUGCAGACAGUGUACCAGCUGAUGUCAGGGCGGAUGCCUGCUGCGUCCACGUGUUGUGGAGACGAGAAGUGGGGUGAUUGGAGGCCGCAUCUUGCUAUGGUUUUGUCCAAUCUGAGCAGCAACGUGGAUGUGGAGUCCAGGGCCAUGGCCACCAUGGGCGACACUCUGGCUUCCAAAGGUCUCUUAGAUGCCGCACACUUCUGCUACCUCAUGGCCCAGGUCGGAUUGGGGGUUUACACAAAGAAAACAACAAAACUUGUCUUAAUUGGAUCGAACCACAGUUUGCCAUUUUUAAAGUUUGCAACCAAUGAAGCUAUCCAGAGGACAGAAGCCUACGAGUACGCCCAGUCUCUCGGCGCGCAGACCUGUUCCUUCCCCAAUUUCCAGGUAUUCAAGUUCAUCUACUCCUGCCGCCUGGCUGAAAUGGGGCUGGCCACGCAGGCCUUCCACUACUGCGAGGUGAUCGCCAGGAGCGUCCUGCUGCAGCCGCACAAGCACUCGCCCGUGCUCAUCAGCCAGCUGGCUCAGGUCGCAUCCCAGCUGCGGCUCUUUGACCCGCAGCUCCGAGAGAAGCCCGAGCAGGAGGCCUUCGUGGAGCCGGCCUGGUUGGUGCAGCUGCAGCACGUGGACAGGCAGCUCAAGGAGGGCGCCGCGGUAUGGAGUCGGGACGGGACCUUCCCCCAGCGCUGUCCCAGCACCCCGAGCUCUGAGGCAGGCCCGUGUGAUGGGCUGGCACUCGGCCCGCCAGGGGGCCUGGGCGCCGGCAAUCCGCUGCUGGCGCCGCCUGUGCCCAGCGCUGAGCACCUCGGCCAGGGGGUGCGGCUGCUGCCUUCAGCUCCGCCGACGCUCCCCGACAGCCAGCCGGCCCUCCCCGCCAGGGUGCCAUUGUUCCCGGUCCCCCCAGCCACGGGCCCCCUUGAGCUGGGGCCCGGCUGUGGACCCCCGGCGGCUGUCUUUGGCUUUCCAGAGCCCUCUGGGUCUGACCCUGCGGCUCUGUACACGGGGCCUGGCCUGCCCCCUUGCGCACCGUCUCUGCCGGAAAGUGAGCACGCGCCCCAGGAGGCCAGGAGCCAGGACCCAGGGGCAAUGCUACCAGAGGCACUGGGUAGGAGCUCACUUCUGGAGCUGAGAGAAGAGGGUUUCGGUGGAAAAUUUGCUAACCUGGGCUCCUCCGGCGCGUCCCAGGACUCCGACGCACCCCCGGCGGGGGAGAGUGCUAGCUCCAGUGCUCUGCAGCCGCCCACGCCGGCUCCAGAAGUGAAGAGACCAGCACCGGCAAACAGAAAAGACACCAGGGAGCCCAAGAAGAGCGGCGAAUCCUGGUUCUCCCGUUGGCUGCCGGGGAAAAGGAGGACAGAAGCUUAUUUGCCGGACGACAAGAACAAAUCAAUCGUCUGGGAUGAGAAGAGGAACCGGUGGGUGGACGUAAACGAGCCGGAGGAGGAGAGGAAGGCUCCGCCGCCCCCACCCAUCUCGCUCCCCAAGGCUCCGCUUGCUGCGCCCCCUGGUCCUGGAGGGCCCCCGAGGGCCUCUGUGAACAUGUUCUCUAGGAAAGCAGCUGGAGCCAGAGCACGCUAUGUGGAUGUGUUGAACCCCGGGGGGCCCCAGCGGAGCGAGCCGGCUCUGGCUCCUGCGGAGUUUUUUGCCCCCCUGGCCCCGCUCCCGAUUCCUGCACACGUGUUCGGACCGAAUCCAGAUGCAGAGGAAGUGCCCCCUGCAGGGGGGGUCAGCAGGGAAGGGCAGGUGCCUGCCGGCGGUCCGGCCAACGCUGAGCCGGCCUCAGAGCCCCAGGCGUUCAGCUCUGCCACUUCGCUCGCUGGCCCCGAGCUCCCACCCGCCGGCGAGGACGGCUCCCGCGGAGGAGAGCUUUCACGCUGUAGUUCACUGAGUUCAUUGUCACGUGAAGUAAGCCAGCAUUUUUAUCAGGUACCUGUGCCUGGCGGUUCUCACUGGACACGCGUUGAACUGGGUCGCCUUUGUGUCCCCUCUGAGCGCACUGUGCUGGCUGGCCACCGUGCCCGUGUCACUAACGCGACCCGCUGCCUCCCCACCCACCACACACCGGAGGAUGUAGUGUUCCUUUCUCCCCAGGACCUCGGGGGGUCGGGAGCUGUCCUGAUGCACAACACUGGGAGCGGGUCCCCAGGAGUGUGUUCACAAAGGGAGCGAGCGCAGCGCUGUCGCGGCGGUGCUGACACGGCUCUCUGUGGUUCUCAGGCUCCCAGUGACCACCCCGGGGCAGCCGCGCCUUUCUACAGCCCCGCUCCCUUUGCACAGGCCUCGGCCCCCUCCGGAGGCUCCAGGAUGGGGAGGAUUGGCCAGAGGAAGUACCCAGCGUUGAGCUAGAAGAGUCCCCACCCUGGAGUAACAUCUGGAACCCUGAAGCCAUCAUUCUGCUCCAGCAAGAACUCAGAUGGAUUGCCGGCACCGUCCCCGCGUCCCCAAAUGGGCACGCAGUGAUGCCACGUGAUCGAACCUGUUCUUCCGCCGCCGUCUCUGAAGGGUGGCCGGAGGCAGGUGCGCAGCCCCUGGAAGGCGCUGGCUGGAGCGGGGGCGCUCUUGGCUCCUUCAUUCCCCAAUGGUGAUUUAAGGGUAAAACUGUCUGUCCUGGAAGAGUGUUGUGCCGGGUGAGGCUGGAGGCUUCAUUGCUGCAAGAAGAUCUCGCUCUUGAGGAACCCAGGUGUCUCUGCAAACCUAACCGUGCUGCCCCCCAACCCCCACGGGGUCCUUUAAAAUGCCGAGUGAAGAGCGAGCCUUGGGCCCAGGAGAGGCCCCACCGCCUUCCUGGUGGCCAUGGAGGUCCUUUCUGCAUCAAAGUCCCCGAGGAGCUGUGGACUCGGUGGCAAGAAUUCGGUUAGCUUUCGAGAGAGGCCCGAGUCGCUGAAGCACAUCUCCGCCGGGUGGCAAAGAUGUUUCCAGCUUCUUUUGUGCCCUGUGCGAGCCAGGGGCCCGGCUUUGCCUGUCCAUGGGGGGGCAGCCCUGCAGCUGUGCCCCCCGCGGACUGGCCGCCAUCGGUCCACGUUACUGAAACUCACUGUGACAAGUUGGACGGGGCGUUCUCCAGUCUGUGACAAGCCUGACGAGACACCUCGAGGGGCCACGGUGCUCUCUGUGUCACCGUCGGCGCUGUGCUCUGUCCUGACUGGUCUUCACGGUGCCGUCCAGUUGCCUUGCUUUCUCUCACCUGGUUGCCGUCCUCUCAGGGUGGGGACAUCUGGAAGAGAGGGCAGGACGGGCUGUUGACACGCACGCUGAGUCCAAGGCUCUGUUCUUCCUGCACCAGAUCUGCAGGUGGCGUGCGGCCCGCCAGCCGCAGGGAACCCCAGAGGGGACCCUCCCCACCGGACUCCGAGCUUUACGGCUUCAUCGACUGUUCAGAAAAUUCCUCUCUCGUUCUUGUUAGGUCUGAAGAGACUACAGAAAAGAUUUAAGUAUUUAUAAGAAUCAUUAGAAAAUAAUUUCUGUAGGUUCCCCAGGGAGCGUAGUUUGCUUGGGGUCUUAAAUCUAAAUGCAGAAAUGGUCUAACUAUGGAAUCCGUGCAGGCUUCCUGUUUCCUCCCGGCCCUGGGUCAUCUCGGAAGGGCCGUGGAAGUUGUCCCAUGGUGUCGCCCACACGCACGUCUGGGUGCAUUUGUUCACUUGGAGAGAGGCCGGGACUGGUUGACGGGGCAGCAGCCUCUUGUGUCCCUUGGUCCGCGCUCAGUGGGGGUCCUGGGAUCCCAGACCCUCCUGGCGCCAUGCCCCUGGCUUCCUCCGCUUGGCCUGCCCACUGUUGCCCGCACCGGCUGCCAGCGACUUUUGAUUCAAGAAGCUCCCUGCGAGGCCAGGCGGGAGCUGCUAUUUUUCCUAAAUGCAAAUUGUUACACUGCAAAUUGGUAAAUAAAGUAUUUUGCGCUCGCAA
Molecule: messenger RNA, 9024 nt
Organism: Neogale vison (American mink)
Lineage: Eukaryota; Metazoa; Chordata; Mammalia; Carnivora; Mustelidae
Gene: SEC16A
Product: SEC16 homolog A, endoplasmic reticulum export factor
Exons: 32
Coding region: 196-7470 (2424 amino acids)
Biological process (GO): Golgi organization; autophagy; COPII vesicle coat assembly
Cellular component (GO): endoplasmic reticulum exit site; ER to Golgi transport vesicle membrane
Source: RefSeq, a predicted model, not a curated record